This is a messenger RNA of Oncorhynchus kisutch (coho salmon), 2152 nucleotides long. RefSeq names its product transcription factor AP-1-like. Gene Ontology annotation, cellular component: transcription regulator complex. Bases 551 to 1432 code for a protein of 293 amino acids. Gene Ontology annotation, molecular function: transcription factor binding; RNA polymerase II cis-regulatory region sequence-specific DNA binding; DNA-binding transcription factor activity, RNA polymerase II-specific. The transcript is spliced from 2 exons. The record is from RefSeq and is a predicted model, not a curated record. NCBI's taxonomy places the organism in Eukaryota, Metazoa, Chordata, Actinopteri, Salmoniformes, Salmonidae. Gene Ontology annotation, biological process: regulation of cell population proliferation; regulation of cell cycle; regulation of transcription by RNA polymerase II.
UCUUCUGGGUGGUCGUCUAGGCAACACGCCUGAUCUGAAACAUUAGAGAACGCCCUGCAAAUCGCCAGCAGCCAAUGAGAGAGUGCAGAGGUGACAUCAUGUCUAUUUUUAGAGACGGUGGCUGCAGAUAAGCUUUGCCUCCACGCUGGAAGAAUCAGUAUACACACAGAGCCAGAGUGGUGUACUGUGAGCAGGGGAGCUGUAGCAAGUUAUAGCACCUAGAGCUUCUCAUUCUGAGACCGUUUAAAACGGUGAACAAAAGUGAAAGAAGGACUUUGAAGAAUGUAUACAUCGUUCUGAAAAUAGCGCUGCAGCUGAAUAUUGUAUUUGUUUGCGCGGUAGGCUACAAGCAGGAGUGCAAGUUGUUACAUGUGUGUAGCGGCACGCUUCUAUUCCAGAAACUGGCUUCGGAGGUUAUAAGGAUUCCCCGACCUAGUAAGAAACUUUUCUCCGAGUUGUACAACUGAAAGGAGAGAGGGCAGAAACAUACUUCUCUGACAGUCAUGAGAAACCGGACUACGGAUACAACCCCAAAGCACUGAAACACAGCAUGACACUGAACUUGGCCGACCCAACCAGCACACUCAAACCUCACCUCCGGGCUAAAGCCAGCGACAUCCUCACCUCCCCUGACGUGCAGCUCCUCAAACUGGCCUCCCCAGAGUUGGAGCGGCUCAUCAUCCAGUCUAGCAACGGCCUGAUCACCACCACACCUACCCCCACGCAGUUCCUCUGCCCAAGGAACGUAACCGAUGAGCAAGAGGGCUUUGCCGAGGGAUUUGUUAGAGCACUGGCGGAGCUCCAUCAUCAACACGUCUUGCCCAAUGCACCCGGGGUCCCAGUCACAUCCGCUGGGCAGACAAGUAUCAACAACCAAACAAUACUCCCACCUGUUUCCGCCUUGACCGGGAGCAGUGUUUAUAACAACAACAUGGCCAUGCGCUCUGAGUCGCCUGUCUACGAAGACCUGAAUACGUUCACCCCGGCUAUCACCACCAACUCAGCCCUGGGUUACACCACCUCAGCCCCAGCUAUGAGCUUUCCCUCUGCCCCGCCACAGCUCCCAGUCUAUGGGCAGCAGUCUCACCCCCACCCCAGGCUCACUGCCCUGAAAGAGGAGCCCCAGACGGUGCCUGAGAUGCCUGGGGAGACCCCCCCUCUCUCCCCCAUCGAUAUGGAGAAUCAGGAGAGGAUCAAAGCCGAGAGGAAGCGCAUGAGGAACCGCGUCGCCGCCUCCAAGUGCAGGAAGCGGAAGCUGGAGCGCAUCUCCCGGCUGGAGGACAAGGUGAAGAACCUGAAGACUCAGAACUCCGACCUGGCUUCCACAGCAAACAUGCUGAGGGAACAGGUCGCCCAGCUCAAACAGAAGGUGAUGAACCAUGUCAACAGCGGCUGUCAACUCAUGCUUACGCAGCAGCUCCAGACCUUCUGAGGAGGAAAGGACACUUGGAGAAGAAUAGAGAGAAAGAUUUUGAACGAAAAGGACAAAUCGUUUAUAAUUAACUGUCUGGCUGUGUCUUCGUGGCAUUGUGACAGGGUGAACGGGACAGUAACAGCACGAGACUGGCGGGAGGGGACCGGGGCUGGUUGCCUCUUACUAGGUGCCUCGCAGGACACUGUUGCACGGAGGAGUUGGGGCUCGGGACAGAGCAGAGCGCGCGAUAAAAAUCGCUGGUGCACUAGAGAGAAAGAAACCGCAACAAAUAGGACAAAUGGAUGUUUUGGUUCGUGUUUUUAAUUGACUUGAAAUUUGUUGGCUUUGACUAAGCUGUGCUUUUACGCAUUGACCUUCUGUGUAAUUCAGUAUUAGAAGAAAGACAAAGUGCAGUAGAGAAUUUAAAACUGCCUGGAGCCAAAGGAGAGGGUGUGUACUCUAAACAGAUUACAAAAAGCUGCCCAAUUUCUGACUUACAAUGUACUUUUUAUUCUUAGUUAUAUUGAGUUAGAACAAACAUUUCAAGAGUUACUUGUUUGUUUUCCAAAUGUUUUUUAAUGGGGUUCAUUGUUAUUAUCUGUAUAUAAGAUCAACCUGGAGUACUUACAUUUACUAUUUGUAAAACAUAAAUAAAAAUACAGUAUCAGUUUGUUCAUUUUAUGAGCACUUCAGAAACAAAUAGAUAUUUAAGAAAUGUAAUAAACCAUCUGAACUGAA